AUGAUGUUGAAAGUAGUAUUGUUGUUGUGUGUGUUGCUUCAUUGGUGGCCCAGCCCGGCCCACUCAAAAACUUAUAUUGUUGGAGGCUCUUCGGGCUGGAGCUACCAUGUAUCCGGCUGGGUAGAUAACAAGAGAUUCCACUCUGGUGACAUUCUAGUUUUCAGUUAUGUCCCACGCUAUGACAGUGUUGUAGCUGUGGACAAGUGGGGUUAUGAUAAUUGCACGUGGCCAGCAAAGGGCAAGACGUAUGAUUCUGGACUUGAUAAGAUAGUGCUAAGAAAAGGGCCUAAUUAUUUCGUAAGUGGGUAUUGGGGACGUUGUUACAAUGGAGAGAAGAUAGCUGCUAUUGCUGCUUAA
Messenger RNA from Striga hermonthica, 357 nucleotides. The record is from the annotation of a GenBank genome assembly. NCBI's taxonomy places the organism in Eukaryota, Viridiplantae, Streptophyta, Magnoliopsida, Lamiales, Orobanchaceae.